UUGCCCGUCACUAAGAUGGCGGCGGUGACCUCAAACACAGGAGCUCUGCGUCUAUCUGCUAGCACGGGAUUUCGUCCAUUCAAUCUCGCGAGGUUUGCUACCAUCACCCACCCCCAAAGUGUGUCGACCUACGGUCAAGGGAAGCCGAUCGCCCUAAGUGGAUGGUUUCGCCAGCAGCGCAAUGGACGGACGUUGAAGGGAUCGAGAGGGCCUGACACUUGGGACGAUGAUGAUCGCUCGAGUUGCCCGCGUUUGUUGCAAAGAUUUUGGGAAAAAGGUCCACCACCACCAAUUGAGUCUGGAUUGCCUGUUUUCCGAAAGUGUGAAAUAGCAGUUCCUAUGCAUCUGAAGCCCAGACAGGCCUGGCUAGAGUCUCUGCGAAGCUAUACUGAUGACAAGCUAGGCAUCGUUGAUUUACACCCUGAUGUUUUUGCAGUACCUCCAAGAAUUGAUAUUCUACAUGAAGUUGCAAUUUGGCAGAAAAACUUCAAAAGAAUAAGCUAUGCCAAGGUGAAGUCUCGAGCUGAAGUGCGAGGUGGAGGUAGGAAGCCGUGGCAACAGAAGGGAAGUGGCAGGGCACGCCAUGGCAGCAUCCGGUCACCAAUAUGGAGGGGAGGUGGUGUUGCCCAUGGUCCUCGAGGGCCAACUAGUUAUUACUACAUGUUGCCUAUGAAAGUGCGUGUCAUGGGACUGAAAGUGGCUCUCACUGUGAAGUUUGCGCAGGAUUACCUUCACAUUGUUGAUUCCCUCGAGAUGCCCAACCCAGAUCCUCAAUUCCUUCUUGACUUGGCACGGUAUCGACACUGGGGAAAUUCUGUUCUUAUUGUAGAUGUAAAUGAAGACAUGCCAGAAAAUAUUUUAGCAGCAACAAAACAUUCUAAAACCAUGACAGUAAUGCCUGUUAUAGGCCUGAAUGUUCACAGUAUGCUGAAAUACGACACCUUGGUUCUUACACUGGAUGCAGUCAAUUUUCUUGAGAAGAAACUGCUAUGGCACAAUACCAGAUUCUCACCCCUCUAUCCAUUCAAACUACCUUACAAAGACUUCCCUUAAGAAUUUAUGCAGUAAACAAGUUUAUAAAAAAAGGACUUUUAUUUUUAUGAAACAAUAAAAUCUAUGACUUCAUCGCACAA
Molecule: messenger RNA, 1133 nt
Organism: Stegostoma tigrinum
Lineage: Eukaryota; Metazoa; Chordata; Chondrichthyes; Orectolobiformes; Stegostomatidae
Gene: mrpl4
Product: mitochondrial ribosomal protein L4
Exons: 8
Coding region: 16-1053 (345 amino acids)
Biological process (GO): translation
Cellular component (GO): ribosome
Molecular function (GO): structural constituent of ribosome
Source: RefSeq, a predicted model, not a curated record